Messenger RNA from Dimorphilus gyrociliatus, 2908 nucleotides. NCBI's taxonomy places the organism in Eukaryota, Metazoa, Annelida, Polychaeta, Dinophilidae. The record is from the annotation of a GenBank genome assembly.
AGUCUUCGAUUUCAUUUCCGUUUUUAGGAGGUUACCUUCGACGUUUUUUUGCGAAUCAAAAGCACUAUGACCAGUUGCGAAGAAUCGAAAGAGGAAAACGUCGAAGCAAAGAUUGAGAACAAAUCUACCUCGAAAACUUUUGAGGAAAGACGAAAAGAGUGCGAAUACGAGUUCUAUAAGAACCAACGGCUGGUUUUAUUAAACCUUCCUAAAAAUGUAACGCCAGAUGCCAUUAGAAAAUUUGUGAAGAGCGAUAAAAUUGAACAUAUACAUAUCAAUAAGAAACGCUUAAAAUCUAUAAUUACGCUCUCAGAUGGCUACUUGGCUGAUCAGUUCGCCAAAGAACUCAACGAGACAGAAUUGGAGGGACAUAAAAUAACCGCUUGUGUCUCACAACCCGAUAAUACCUUAUGCAUAAGUGGUCUUCCUCUCUCAAUGGAUAGUGAAAAGUUACGGAGAGAGUUAAAACAUUACGGACGCCUAGAGAAAUGUUUUGUUCUACCUGAUGAGCAAUUCGGAAAUCGGGGUCUAGCAGUUAUACAAUUUGGUCUCAAUUUAGAAAAAACGUCGAAUGUGAAAUUUGUAAUGAGCAAAGUCGUAUUCGACAAAAUGAGAAUCUCGUGUGACUUUCUUCCGUAUGAAGUAGCGAAAUUUGAACAACUUAAUUCAUGUGUAAUUUUAUUGAAGAAUCUACCCAGCGAUUUCAAAGAGAGAAAGGCUUUGGAAGAAGAGGCUAGAACAAUGGGAGAGCCUAUUUACUGUCAGUUGGGAAUGAAUGAGGGAAAACCCUUAGGUUUCGCUGUCAUUGAAUAUUCAGUAAGUUCAGAUGCUCUUGCUGCAUGGCGUAAAUUCCACGAAACUAAGCUAUUCGGCGAUAAAUCGAAAACAACAGUCCAUCUUGCUAUUCCCGGUAAAACCGGUCCUCAGAUCUUCAAUAGUCAGAUAGUAAUACGUUUACGCCCUGUUAACAACGGCAUUCUUCCUGAGCCAAGAUCUUUGGAACGCGAACGCAGACCUUCCGACGACUUCUUCAGGGAAAGAGUCAAUCGUGCAUUCAACGAAUUGGCCGACCGGGAACGUUUCUAUGAAGAUUCCCGAGGUCGAUUGGAUGAUAAUUUUCAAGGUAGAAGAGCUUCUGCUUAUGAGGUGGACGACAGAUUCGGUGGAGCAAGUCUUAUGCGAGAGAGAACUUCUUUGGAGCAGAUGGCAGAUCAUAGACGUAUUUGGCAAGAUCCCCCCCUUAUGAGCACUCAGAAUGUGAAACCUUUGAUGGAUUUUAGUCAAAUACGCAGACCAGGGCCGGGUGACUUGAAAGAAUCUUUUCCAACUGAUGAACGAGUUUCGAGUAUCUUUGAGGAUCGAAGAGAAACAGCUCAUAGGAGAAUGUUUGAAUUUUUUGAUGACGGUGAAUGUUCUCGAUCUCCCACAAGUCGAACUGCCGUACCCACAGAUCCUAACUUUGUAGCAGAGGAUGCUAGAUCAGGAACCGCUGAAUGUAACAAUUUUAGAGGCGAUAGGCAUAACGAUGCACCAGAUCAAAGAUCUAGAGAGAGAGAUGCCAAUUUAUUGGGUGGUUCUAGAUCUGACCUUUUAAGGGGUGAGGGCAUAAGUAAGACAUGGCAGGAAUGGCCAACUCCAGCAAUGGCUACAAAAUAUUCAACGGAAGAUUACAUAGAUCCCAAGGUAAAUAUGGAAGAUGUUCCUCACGUUGAAAAACCGGCAGAUUUCGUUGAUAGCGAUGUAGCCCGAAGAAAAUGGGAGGAAGACAAUAAACGCUUCCUUGAACAAUGGAACAAGGGAUCUCAAAAACCCCUUAACCCUAAGCCACUUGUUGAUAGAUUUCCGGAAAAAGAUGGACAACCCGACAUUCACCGAAAUAUGGACAAGGAUGAAGAAAUAGAUAAUUUAUUGGGAAACCUAAAGAACGCCUUACAUAAUGAGAAAGAAAAGUCAAAGUUAAUGAAUCUCCUGCAGUCAUUUUCUUCUUCUAGUGACAAAAGAGAGUUGGACAAGGAUGAACCAAGAGCCUUCUCUUCUAAUUUUUAUCAACAGGAUUCAACAAAAGCUGUAAAACGCGAUAGCGAAGGGCAUUUUGUACAGCAGGGUUACAGACCGAAAAGCUCCCUCCAAUCUUUUCUUCCUACGCAAGAACCUGUACCAGAGACUGGGUAUAUUGGGCAGCAUUCACAAGGAAUAGGUGGACAUUACGAAGAUACAUUUAAAAGGCGACGUCUUUAGAACAUCAUUCCUUUGUGGUUAACUAUCUGUCCCUCCAUACCCCCACCAGUCUUUGACAAAAUCUUUGUUUACUCUUUGUCUGUUCUAAAUGUUUUUUCAACUGUUAUUAAAAAGUCGUUUAUUUGGAGUUUUAGACAACGGUUCGUACGUUAAAAAUGUUUGUAAAAUAAAAAAAGGCGCUCUUCAUGUUAGUAAAAUAUUUCUUUACUUGUCAGCAACUUGAACAACAAUUAUUAUUGUCGCCGUAAGAGAAGCUAAAACAAUCAGCACUUGAGCACAGCUCUUCACAAAUUUGACCUGAAAUAUAAAUUAUUGAUUUAAAUGUGCAUAAAUAUGAUUUGUAGCUUCUUACCGCAAAAUGGCUUUUUUUCUCUUCAUUGUUAGACUGACCAGCAGGUUGUAAUGCAUAUGUAUUGGAUUUUUUUAUCUCUGCAUCACUGACGCAAAGUGGAACAAAGUCAAGUAUUAAACCGACAAAAAUUAUGAAAAAGAAAAAUCCGACGGCGACCCAAGAAACCCAUGAUUCAAGAGCAACUCUGUCCAGUCGAAGUCCAAUAACAAUAUUGAUAAUUCCAAGAAUCAGUGCUGACAGACCAACUAUUCUGUGGCACCAAUUGAAAAUGGGACGCUUUGAGUGAGUUGGUGCAGGGCGAAAAAUUGCCAUUAUAGG